GAGGGCUGAUCUCCAGCCCAGGCCCCAGCUGCGCUCCGCCAGCGAUGCUCCCGCCGCAGGUGCACAGCAGCACGGGACGUGCCCAGAGGCGGCGGGAAGGGACGAAGGUAGGGGGGGAGGGGCAGAGACCUUCGUGAUAGCAAGUUGGUGACCCAGAAGCGGCAGCUUGCGCGCAUCACGCUCUGGGAAAGGGGGCUUGACCCCCAGCCAUUCCCUCCGCCAUCUCGCUGGGCUCUGGGCUCGCCCGCCGCCUGCAGAGGGAGCUCCCCGGGGGCAGGUGCCCAGCGAGCUGCCUGUGCGUUUCCACCGCGGGCAGCCCCGGGGAAACUUGCCCCCGGAGAUCUGCACCGAGCCAACCUCCCUUGCUCCCCAGCGCUACCGCCAUCGAGCGGGGCUGCUCCCACUGCUCCGGCGUGAGGAGCUGCUGCUGCUGGGGCCGGUGCCGGGGCUCGCUGUGGCACCCCAGCCCUGCCCGUGUGUGUGUAGCGUUAGGCGGCGAGGGCUGGAGCGAGCGCUCUGCUUCCCAGCUCAGCUGAAUUAACAGAGUUGCCACCAGCUGCUCUUAGUUGCCUCGGCAGUAAAGGGGGCUGCUGCCAGAACAAGCCUCUUGGCUGAGGUGAUUCCCGAUAAUUUGAAUCUAAAUAUCCAGCUGUUGGGUGGCUUCAGACGACAGUUGAAGUGUUGAAAGAUUAACUCAGACACCUUCUGUGAAUGUAGGUUGAAGGCUUGCAGCAUGUCAAGGAAGACCAGAAAAGAUGCAAUGAACAUUCUGUAACCAGGAAAAUAAGAGAAUUUCUUCGAGAACACAGCAGAAACCUUUCUUUCCUGCAGCUGAAAGAUGUGGCCACAUGUUUUUGAUAUCUGGUUAAUUUAAUAAAGGACUCUCUGUCAGGCUAUCUGAUGACCUUGUAAAUCUUUUACCUGUGUGACAAACGUGCCUUUGAAACUUGCAGUAAACAGUUCAUUCUCUGGAAAACCCAACUGUUGGAAAAAUCACUAUUGAAGAAUCAUGUCAAAAAACCUGGAGAUCAUCAAUUUGUCAUUUUUGUUGGAACAUGAGAGGGAAACAAUACUGGGAGUACUGAAGAGAGAUGAGUAUUUGAAAAAAGUGGACGAUAAGAGGAUAAGGAAAUUGAAGAAUGAGUUGUUGGAAGUGAGACGAAAAGGUGGAAACCGCCAUUGCCAACAGGACCGUGGCAGGGUCUGUGUUCGCUGUCAGAAAAACCUGGGCUUAAUCUUUGACAGGGGGGACCAGUGCCAAGAAUGCAAAUUUACAGUUUGCAACAAGUGUCGUGUUCUGGGAAUUGAUGGGAACUGGAAGUGCACUGUGUGUGCCAAGAUUGCACACCUAAGGAUAGUGACAGGUGAAUGGUUUUUUGAAGAGAGGGCAAAGCGCUUCAAACAAUCCAACCUCCUUGGAACUGAUGUUGUCAGACAGUCCAUCCUACGCAAAGUCCCAGAUACUGUUUCCAGUAAGAAAGAAGGAGGACAAGAGAAAGAUCAGGCCCAGGAGACUGUAGAGCAAAGACUAGAUACCCCAGCUUCCUCCACAAGUGGGCAGAAAUCAAUAUUCAGUGGACCCAGAAAGACAGGGAAGGCCAUCAGGGCAGUGACCAAAGGAGAAAUCACUAGUGUGAAAGCUGAAGAUGGAAGAAGCAGCAGUUCAGAGGCUGAUGCCCAAAGUUUACGCAGUGUCAGGUCUACUCCCUGUUCUGACAGGGGGAGCACUCUUUCGCUGAACAACAAUGAUGCAGAGACCCUUCCCGGUAACAUGAAAGGCACAGUGAGCUCUGGGUACCGAAGCAAUACCUCCACUCCAGUCUGUCCGAGGUCACCAGCACUGAGCACAUGCAGCAUGACUUCAGAUUACGGCAGGCAGGAUCCUGGUUUAAAAAAUGAUGCUUCUGUGCCUGCAAGUGAAAGUGUACCUGAAGAUUUAGUGAAGAGACACCGUAGGAAUGCAUCUGAAACACCUUCAAUAGCAGUUUCUAGGGCAUCUCUAACAUCAGAUCUCAGCAAAUCUGAGAUAGAUUUGGGUGUGUCUUUCUCAGAAGAAAACAAGGAUGCUGUAAGCUUAAGAAGUAGAUCAGUACCAGAUGCUUUAGACCAGGACCUGGAUUACCUGGAUGAGAUAGAGGAAAACCCUGAUGACAUAGCGGCCACUCAUUAUCUAAAACAUCGUGGACAUUUGGCAAGUGGAUUAUCAACAAAUUUUCCUGAAGGCUCUGACAGGAAAUGCUCCUACUUAAAUGUACCUGACGCAGAUGGUGAUACUACUAGCAUUAACAGCAUGAUGAGUGUUUACAGUGAAACUGGGGACUAUGGCAAUGUGAAGGUCAGUGGGGAAAUACUUCUCCACCUCAGCUACAGCUACAAAACGGGUGCCCUCAACAUCCUGGUAAAAAACUGCAGAAACCUGGCCAUAGCAGAUGAAAAGAAGCAAAGAACAGAUCCCUAUGUCAAAACAUACCUCCUGCCAGACCAAUCUCGCCAAAGUAAACGCAAGACCAAAAUCAAAAGCAACACCAUCAAUCCAGAGUUUAAUGAAACCCUAAAGUAUGUCAUCAACCAUACACAGUUAGAGACCAGGACUCUCCAGCUUUCUGUCUGGCACUACGACAGAUUUGGGCACAACAGCUUUCUUGGGGAGGUGGAAAUUCCUUUGGACUCCUGGAAUUUUGAAAAUCAGACAGAUGAAUGGUUUGUGCUUCAACCCAAGGAGGUUGCAGCAGAUGUCGGGCUUCAGUAUAAAGGAGAGCUGAUAGUUGUUUUACACUACAUUCCCCCUGAGAAAAACCUAAUGCUUCCCCUCGGACAGUUUCAAGGAAAGAAGAGUUUAAAAAAAGGAAAGAAAGGAAACACACAGAUGCCUUCUGGGGGUAUGUUGGAGGUCCUCAUCAAGGAAGCCAAGAAUUUAACAGCUGUGAAGUCAGGAGGCACUUCUGACACAUUUGUUAAAGGAUAUCUGCUCCCAGAUAACAACAAAGCAACAAAACAUAAAACUCCUCUAAUAAAGAAGAGUGUGAACCCUCACUGGAAUCACAGCUUCACUUUCAGCGGCUUGAAUCCUACGGAUCUACACAACGUAUGCCUAGAACUGACAGUCUGGGACAAGGAGUCACUCUCCAGUAACAUCUUUUUGGGAGGUGUCCGUUUGAGCACUGGAAGGGGUGUAAGUAACGGGAAGGAAGUCGAUUGGAUGGAUUCCCACGGGGAAGAGCAGCACCUCUGGCAAACGAUGAUGGACAAUCCUGGAGUUUCUGUGGAAGGUAUAUUAAUGCUGAGAUCUAGCAUGGGAAAACGCAGACUCUGAGAACAAAUGGCUUGCACAAGGAUAAACUCCAGCUGUUUUGCUGACGUGACUCUUAACUGUUGUGGGGUACCACAAGGAUGCCUGGUGUUAGUGGAAUUCAGUCUGUUGUAAUUUUGCACAUGUGAAAGUGGGGAAGAAAGACUCCUGUUUGCCUUGGAUUUUACAGCUCCAGAGUUGGAUUAUAAUGCAUUCUGCACUUUUGUGUAUCCGUAUUCUUAAGACAAUGCUCCUUACCCUAGUGAAACUCCUACUGAAGUCAGUAAGAAAGAUACCUGAAUAUAGAAUAGAAAUCAGGCUUUCUUUGUCUCAGAGACAAAAAUAUGGUCUACUAGUGUCAACAUCCAUGAAGAAUAUGGAGCAAGCAAAUGCUUUAGUCAUUUGAUGAGUAAUGAUUAUUUAUGGUAUAAGCCAAUUUGAAGCACUAUCAAAAGUUUGGUAUUUGAAAUGAGAUUAGAAACCACCAGAUUCCAAGCAGUCUGAAAGAAUAAUUAGCAACAUCCCUUCCCCCAUUUACGUGUUCAGUUAUUUGAACUGUGCAUGACAGCAAGCCUUGCAACAAGCAUCACUACAAGAAAAGCUGAUACACUGCACACAGCAGCCAUUAUUUGAGUAUUUAGAAAUAGGCAGCGGAUGUGUGGAUAUAAGAUAACAGGAAUGCUGUACUCUGUAGUGAUGCGUGUGCUGUGUAUUUCAGUGCACCAUUCAGAAUGCAAGCUAUGGUUCCCCCAGAUCAAAGAGCCUCUUAUGAAAACAGAUUAUUAUACAUCCCUAAGCAGCUUCCAGAACUAAGUACCGUUACUUAUGGCUGCAUUAUAACUUUUGCUUAUAACUCAUUUAAUAAUUCAGACAUCACUGUACAGAAGAGGAGAGAAGUUCAAACUUCUGUCAUAACUGAUGAGAUGUUGAUGUUUACCCACAUGUGCUGUUUCAGGUUUAAUGAACUAAGUCCCAAUUCAGUAAAACAUUUAAAGAAAUGAUCUAAUUAAGCAUAUGCCUAACUGCUUUGCUGAAUUGGGGUUUAAAUGGGGAAGUGUUCUGAAUGGGAUGGAGUCCUAUUCAAGCAUAUCCUGCUGAUUUAUUAAUUAUUAACCAUGAUAUGAUUUAGAAUGGGAUUUUGCUGCUGAAUGUUACUAAUAUGAGUCCUUGCACUUAUAGCACUAAUGCAUUUUAAUAUAAAAAUGAUUUUAAUUAGUCCAUGUUAAAUGGCAUAGUUGUUCUCUAUUAAUUUGGUUUCCAAAAGACUGCUUUGUGUGUAAUGAGAUCUGUCCUGCUCUCAGUGCACACCACCAAUCUUAAAUUUCUGCCUGCUCAGAACUAGACCCCCAUGUGUACAGAGCACAAUGUUUUCUACACCUGCUUAUGAGCUGUAGCUGGGCUAUACAGCAGCAGAACCAUAGCAAGGAGAAUAAUUGAUCCUUACCAAAUAUAACGUGUACAGUAUUUGCAGAUUCAUGUGAUACACUAAGUUCAGCACUCAUGUGCUAUGGUGAUAGGUACCUUAUACAAACCUAAAAAACAGCAAUAAAUUGGGUAAAUUACAUUUCAUCUCAAUGAUCCAUAAUUAAAAUUGUGCUCCUUGUCAUCAACAGUAAAUACAUCUACUGCUAUUCUCAUCCUUAAUUAUUUUUCAAGCAUUUUACUUUUGGGAGCAAGAGAGUAUCACUGUGAAAAAUAUUUAGCAGUCACAAACAAAAUAAACCAAUAAAAAAACUCUGUCACCUCCACCCCAUAUAUAAGUACAGAUUAUCUCUCUGUUCUUUUUCUCAUACGGUCAGAAUUCAGAACCUAAAGCUUUCUCUGAAGAAGAGUUAUCACAAUCAUGCUUAUUUGAGAGGUAAAAAUCCUGCCAUUCACAAUGAAACAGCAGCUGAAGCCCCAGGUUUUAUGACAUGAAGUACUAAUGGCUAAAUAACUACAGCUUGAGUUUUGUACCUGAAACUGAAGAAAUGCCCUGUCCACUACAGUUAUCUCCCAUUUACAAUUGAGGCUGAAACCUUCAAAUUGUAUGGCUUUUCUCUCCUUUCUAGUCUUAUUUUUUGCUGUUUCUGGGUUUGGCUUGAGUGGCAUGAAACUGCUGAACAUGUCAGAAGUUACCUAUUAAAAUAAUAAUGUACUAAUGUUAGGUGGAAAAUAUACAUGUUUUUAAAUAUCCCUUUGUUUGCAUUACAAAGAACACCUUAGGUUACUAAAAUAGAUUUCUAAAAAUCUAGGACAAGGCUUUGAAAAGUGACUAGUGAUUUUGGGUGCCCAAUUAGAGAUGCUUUAAAGGGCUCUGAUUUUCAGGAAGGACUGAACACACCUCCUCUGAUAAUCAGACCCCUUUAAAGCAGCUCAGAUUGGACACCCAAAAUCAGUAGCUGCUUUUAGAAAUUCCUGGCUGUGAUUUUCUUUAUUCCAUUUGGCUGUUUACAUUUGUUUACUUUUGGAAUUUCACUCAGUUAGGGCAGUGAAAAGAGACUACUCUGUUUCUAGUCAAUUUUACUCUCCUAUUCUCAUGCAUUUUCAUGGGAGUGAGGGUACUUCUGUUCACAAAAGCCCGGAGGAAUGUAUAAUUGAAAGCACAGAAACCAAACAGACAAACACACCCCAAUGCACUCUUUUAUUACAUGUUUCUUUUAGUUUCACAAUAAUUCUUUUAGAAAUGGGUUUUCUUCAACAGUUGUCCCCUCAAAAAAUGUCCUAUAACUGGGGCCUAAACUACCCCAUCUCUUUAAUGGACUCAGAGUCUGGAUUUCCUAAGGGGUUUACAUCAGAGAGAUGUUUGUUUUAAGAGUGGUUACGUUACACUGACAUGGAGGCUCAAACUCUGUUUUCAUUUAUGUGUUUGGCAAAAUUUUAAAAAAGUAACAGUUAUUAAACUAAAGAAAAUGAUUGAGGGUAAACCCUGACUCUGUUGAAGGCA
Messenger RNA from Chelonoidis abingdonii (Abingdon island giant tortoise), 6215 nucleotides. Lineage: Eukaryota; Metazoa; Chordata; Testudines; Testudinidae. The record is from RefSeq and is a predicted model, not a curated record.